GAAGCAGAGCAGAAGAUGGUCUGGUGAGAGAUGCAUUUCAGUUUGAAGUACUGCAGACACAGCAUGAAGAAAUCAAACAGAAGCUGAAAGAAAUGCAGGAAGAAAUUCUCAUUAAAAAUGGAGAAAUUAAAAUUCUACGUGACUCGAUGCAGCAGAUGGAGUGUGCUAUGGAGGAACAGAAGAGAUCAUACCUGCAACUGGAACAGCAGAAAUCUCAGACCCUAAGUGAUAAAGAAAAGGAGUUCUCCAAAAAGUUGCAGUCAUUGCAGUCAGAGCUGCAGUUCAAAGAUGCAGAAAUGAAUGAAUUAAGAACACGACUCCAGAACUGUGAAAGAAGCAAACAAGUUCCAACAACAAGCCCUAAAAAGAAUUUUGCUGUACAAGUGAAAUCAGAAGAAUGUUCAUCACAGCCUGGAAGAAGAUCUUUUCCUACAAAGGAAUCCUUCAGUGCUGAGAUGUCCACUAGACCAUCAUGUUCUUCAGGAAAUAUGCUGGCCCCGACUACGUCGACCAAAGAAGACAGUAAGAUAAUCCAUCCUGAAGUUUCGUCCCUGAAGCAUGAAACAAGGGGCAAAAACGCUUCCUACCGCACUGUGCCUAAAGGAAACACACAAGGUUCUAUCUUACUGAAUGCACUGAUGAAGCAGCCCAUUGUCCCUGGGUCAUUACUAGGACUCUGCCAUCUUCUUUGUAGCAGCUCUGAGCCUCUGCCUGGAGCUGCGUUGCAUCCUAACUCUUUGGAUACGAAGUCCACACAACUACCCACCGGCAGGACAACUCAGGAAGAAAUUGCUCCUCCUGUAUCCCUGCAAGAAGCUCAAAAACUUGCAGUAACAGGGUUGAACCUGAUUGCUAUGGAUGAAGAAUUAUCUAAAGGAAGCCCAGCAGAAAGCCAGAGAGUGUUUCUGCCCCUCACACAGUGCAAGAUCCGAGGUGCUGUGCACCUCCUGCCCUUGGUGGAACACCACAUUGGUGCCUACUGCCGAGUGGGACAAUUGUUGGACACAUCAGGGAAUGGUUCUUGUGGAAACCAUUCAGCUGUUUCUUCCAGAACCAACACAAAUAUGGUGUCAGCUAAGGAGGACUUCAGGUUGUCUCUUGAGGAAACUACAGUUCUAUCACUGGGAAUUCUUUACUAUUUGGUGUUCUAUAGCUGGGAUGUUAGGCACACAUUGCUGUCUGCUGAAGUGGAAAGAAGUUCUGCUGCUGGAGAUGAACAGGCUGCCAAGAUGGACAAAAAUGUGUUGUGUGAUAAUAAAGAAGAUAGCAGGACACAAGGAGGGCUGCCUGCAGCUCCCCAGGUUGCUCCCAGUAGUGAUCGAGCUCAACAUCCUUUGUUUAAAAAGCUGCUUCAGGUUUUAGCUUUUUCUGCUGCAAGAGGCUCCCAGACUGACAGUAUCCUGAGCCAGAGCCUGAAGGUUUUGGUGAAAUUAGCUGAAAAUUCAACAACAGACUUGCUCAUGAAUUUUCAGCACUUACUGAGUAGCCAGGCACUGCUGCACUGUCUGUGUCCAGAGACCCCUCUGCCUGCUGUCCUUCUGACUGUGAGGCUCUUGUCUGCUCUUGCUCAGCACCACGGGUUGGUUGCUCAGCUCUGUUCUCAUUCAGACACCUGCCUUCUCCUUGCACUGUACAUGUAUAUAACAUCAAGACCAGAUAAAUCAGCAUCUGAAAUGCUUUGGCUUCAGCUGGAGCAAGAGGCAGUCAGACUCCUGACACGGUGCAUGAGGUGCUCCAGACCAGCAGUUCUGUUACCUGGCACAGACUGCCAGUGCAACCUCGAGGUCGUUAAGGCACUAAUUAUAAUGUUACAUAGACAGUGGCUGAAGCUUAGAAGAUCUGAGAACAGCUUGUGUGCACAUAAGGAACAAAUUAUUCAGUUUUUACGGGAUGCUGUUUUACUCUUACACAGCCUAUCCCAGAAAGAUAAACUGUUCCAUGACCACUGCUUGGAAGUUCUCCAUCAGUAUGACCAAGCCAUGCCAGGCAUAAGAGCCAUUCUCAAAAAGACUCAAAAACUGAGUGCCUGUGAAGAGCUGAUUUUGGAUGAAUUGUAUCCUCCUGAGCCAGAAGACCAAGGAAUGGACUCCAGUUAGCCACCAUCUACCAAAGAUCUCUGUCCUUCCUCGUCUGAAUCAUCGUAAUCAUUGCCAGUGUAAAUCUGAACCUUAAAUCAUCUUUUUAUUAAGUGAUAACCUAAAGGUUGCACUCAGAUGCAGCACAACUAGGACAC
This is a messenger RNA of Acanthisitta chloris (rifleman), 2233 nucleotides long. It is a transcript of the gene ATRIP, whose product is annotated as ATR interacting protein. The record is from RefSeq and is a predicted model, not a curated record. The annotation marks the transcript as partial. Gene Ontology annotation, biological process: DNA repair; DNA damage checkpoint signaling. NCBI's taxonomy places the organism in Eukaryota, Metazoa, Chordata, Aves, Passeriformes, Acanthisittidae. The transcript has 12 exons.